Molecule: messenger RNA, 2222 nt
Organism: Sphaeramia orbicularis (orbiculate cardinalfish)
Lineage: Eukaryota; Metazoa; Chordata; Actinopteri; Kurtiformes; Apogonidae
Product: ribose-phosphate pyrophosphokinase 2-like
Exons: 7
Coding region: 190-1149 (319 amino acids)
Biological process (GO): purine nucleotide biosynthetic process; 5-phosphoribose 1-diphosphate biosynthetic process
Cellular component (GO): ribose phosphate diphosphokinase complex; cytoplasm
Molecular function (GO): ATP binding; magnesium ion binding; ribose phosphate diphosphokinase activity
Source: RefSeq, a predicted model, not a curated record
ACCACGCAAACACUGACCUGAUAUUUCCUCUCCGCCGUCGGUCCUAGUCCUACGCCAGUGCAAUGCCAAGGCUGCAACACUAACAGGCUCAUUUUUUCAUUUUCAGAGCCCUUCAGUGGGGUAAACCUGAGGUUACUUUUUCUCUGCUUUUGUUUUAAUCGAGCACACUGCGACGUUUCGUUUGCGGACAUGCCUAACAUCGUGCUUUUCAGCGGGAGCUCUCACCACGACCUGUCCCAGAAAGUGGCUGAUCGGCUGGGGCUGGAGCUGGGCAAAGUGAUCACGAAGAAAUUCAGCAACCAGGAAACAUGUGUAGAGAUUGGGGAAAGUGUACGCGGCGAGGAUGUGUACAUUGUGCAAAGUGGCUGUGGUGAAAUCAAUGACAACCUCAUGGAGCUGCUCAUCAUGAUCAAUGCCUGCAAGAUCGCCUCGUCGUCCCGCGUCACCGCUGUCAUCCCUUGCUUUCCCUAUGCCCGGCAGGACAAGAAGGACAAGAGUCGAGCACCCAUAUCAGCCAAGCUGGUGGCAAACAUGUUGUCUGUGGCCGGUGCCGACCACAUCAUCACGAUGGACCUUCAUGCAUCUCAAAUCCAGGGCUUUUUCGACAUUGCGGUUGAUAACUUAUAUGCAGAACCUGCUGUUCUGCAGUGGAUCAGAGAAAACAUCCCAGAGUGGAAAAAUUGUAUCAUUGUGUCUCCAGAUGCCGGCGGAGCUAAGCGCGUGACGUCCAUCGCAGACCGUCUGAACGUGGAGUUUGCUCUGAUUCAUAAGGAAAGGAAGAAGGCCAACGAAGUGGACCGUAUGGUCCUGGUGGGUGACGUCAAGGACCGUGUGGCCAUCCCUGGUGGGACGACAUGGCCGACACUUGCGGGUACCAUCUGCCAUGCCGCUGACAAGCUCAUCGAUGCGGGAGCCAUAAAGGUCUAUGCCAUUCUCACACACGGCAUUUUCUCUGGUCCGGCCAUCUCCCGGAUUAACAAUGCCCCCUUUGAAGCUGUGGUUGUAACCAACACUAUUCCACAAGAAGAGAAGAUGAAGGCUUGCCCAAAAAUCCAGGUCAUUGACAUCUCCAUGAUUCUGGCAGAGGCCAUCAGGAGAACCCACAAUGGGGAAUCUGUGUCCUACCUCUUCAGCCAUGUCCCCUUGUAAAACAGAACCAGCCACCCUUCGACCCACUCUCCCCUGCCAGGCUGGUUGGUACUUUCCAGCUGCUUCAGAGAGGCUAGAAAUGGCCUCAUGGUCAGGGCCAAAUUUGUGACUUUUUAAAUGUCACGCCCACACAUUCAGUCUUUGACAUUCUCACCGAGGAGACGGAGCGAAAUAUCACUUCCUCAAGACCAAGUAUUUAUAAGUAUCUCACUUUCUCUUGUUCAGCAACAGCCUUGCCAAACUGGCAUUCACUUUGACCAAAGGCUCCAUUAUGUACCAUGAUAUUUUAUUUUUACAUCAUAUUGAUCCCGCUUUAAUGAUGCAUUCCAGUGUCAUGUCAUUUGAAAUAUUUUGGCAAUUUUUGCUUCACACAAUAAAACUGUAAAUGUGAAAGCCUUGCACCUUUUUCCCUAGCGUUAGCUUAACAGCUGCUAAAAGUAUUAAAAUGAAUUAACUGCAGACUAAUCUUAAAAAAGCUUGUCCUACAUUAUAAGCAUUUGUUUCAGGUCUCCGAGGCAAGGCUACAUGAAGCUGCGCCACGUGUCAAAUUGUGUUGUGACCAGACACAAGCAGGAGUAAAAUUAGUGGACACACUUCCUCACUGUUUUGUAAAGAGCUUAACUAGAAUGUGCUGAUACAUCAUCUCCCUUAACAAUAAGCUGCUUUCACCACAUGGUGGGAUAGGUCUGACAACCUUCGCUUUGAAUUCCCCAGUCAUGCUAAAAUACCUAGUUUAUUAAAAUAUUGCAACUCCUGGAGGUGUAUGUAGUUGAUUGUCUAAUACGAGGUGUAAGUGGGUGUUCAAUCCACAUUCCAAAAGGUCAUGAAAACAAAUUUGAGCCCAAAGUUUGGCUUCUAGUAUUUGAUUUCCCUCAUGAUAUGAGCCGGAGUCAUAAUAAAAGUAGUGUUCAUUUUUUUGGCUGUAAUGGGUCACUUGUGUCAGUGAGGCAGGUUUCACUGUUUGCCUAUCACUGGAGAAAACGUCGGUGGAAUACCAUGAUUUUUUUUUUUUUUUAAUAUGUAACACUUCAAGCUGUUUCUUUGACAAUAAAGCUUUGACAAUUGCUUACAAA